Messenger RNA from Salvelinus fontinalis (brook trout), 4008 nucleotides. Its product is annotated as complement C1q-like protein 4. Gene Ontology annotation, molecular function: protein binding. Bases 215 to 940 code for a protein of 241 amino acids. The transcript has 3 exons. The record is from RefSeq and is a predicted model, not a curated record. NCBI's taxonomy places the organism in Eukaryota, Metazoa, Chordata, Actinopteri, Salmoniformes, Salmonidae.
UGACUGCAUUUGGCUGAGAAAAUCACCAUACCACGUCGUAUCGCAGAUUAUCGACACUUCUUUUGAGCAUCGAGGGGGAAAAGUCCCGGUUAUCCCAGAGUUCAUUCUGGCCGGCACCACCAUUCCGGCCAAGGGGGAGGAGGACUUCCUUACGCUGGCCGCCACCCGGCUCAGCCGCAGGAAACGUGUCAUCGGGGCAGGAGUGGGCGUGGCCAUGGUGCUGGUUCUGCUGGUUGCCAUCCCCUUAUUGGUUCACACCACCAAAGGGGGCGCGUCUGGGGGCGGGAGCACCCACUAUGAGAUGCUCGGCAGCUGCAAGAUGGUGUGUGACUCUUUCACCCCCCCACAGGGAAGCCACGAGCUGACUGCUGUCUCCCCCCAACCCCCAGACUUCACAGGGAGAAGGGGCAAAUCUGGGUUUCGUGGGAGCCCUGGACCCCCUGGCCCCCCAGGCCCCAGAGGUCCCCCUGGAGAACCAGGCAAGCCAGGCCCCCCCGGGCCCGCCGGCCCGGGCCCAGGGGGCUACGUCCCCUCCUUCUACAGCCCCAAGAUUGCCUUUUAUGCAGGCCUCCGUAAACAGCAUGAAGGGAGUGAAGUGUUGAGAUUUGAUGACGUGGUGACAAAUGUGGGGAACUACUAUGAACCCAGCACUGGCAAGUUCACCUGCCCCCUACCUGGCAUCUACUUCUUCACCUACCAUGUCCUGAUGAGGGGCGGAGACGGGACCAGCAUGUGGGCCGACCUGAAGAAGAAUGGACAGGUGAGGGCCAGUGCCAUAGCCCAGGAUGCUGAUCUGAACUAUGACUAUGCCUCCAACAGUGUCAUCCUGCACCUGGACGUGGGGGACGAAGUGUGUGUGCAGCUCGAUGGGGGUAAAGUCCACGGAGGAAACACCAACAAAUACAGCACCUUCUCUGGCUUCCUCAUCUACCCUGACUGAUGGCAUUCACGCGUUACACAUCCACACACACAAACAUACAACCACACAAACAAACAAUCUCCCAGGCAAACAUAUACAGCACCUUCUUCAGGAUUCUCAUCCAACCUGAUUCUCUCUCUCUCUCUCUCUCUCUCUCUCUCUCUCUCUCUCUCUCUCUCUCUCUCUCUCUCUCUCUCUCUCUCUCUCUCUCUCUCUCUCUCUCUCUCUCUCUCUCUCUCUCUCUCUCUCUCUCUAUUGCUAAAACACACAUUAUUUAAAGGAACAGAUGCAGUGGGAAAAGGAAAAUGUAUAUUUGCUCUGUGUUUUUUAUGUCUUUAAAAGUUUGGAUAGUGGCCAAACCAUAACAUUCCAAACCAAGUGCAGUUAGAAGGCAUCUAAUGUGCAAGUGUGUAUAUAGAAAUGUUAAUUUAAUAUACACACCCACAUGUCCAUUCGUUUGUCGUGCUGCAGCACCCUUACUCCCCACGGCUAUGGGUCCGCGGAGGUACUGCAGGGGGUCCGGUCCGCCUGCAGGUCUAAAGAAAGUAUAUAUUUUACAUUUAAUUUAUUUUAAAUUAAUAUUACUGUGUUGUGUAAUUCUCAUGAUAUCCCUGAAUCACAGAUAUUUAAAUUAAACUAGCAUGUAAGUAUGUGGUGAUAAACAAGAAUUAUGUCAAGACAAAAAAAUAUAUCAUCUUGAUAUUGUGUAUAUUCUUAAAGUUACAUACACUCCCCUCCAUGUGUAUGUGGACAGUGAAGGAUUUUUUUUUUAAAUCCAGCAUUUUAGAUUUGAGAUAGAAUGUUUCAUGUAAGGCGACAGUGCAGAAUGUCACCUUUAAUUUUAGGGUUAUUUUCAUACAUAUCCGUUUUACCGUUUAGAAAUCAAAGCACUUUAUGUAUCAAAGCACUUUAUUUAUCCAUUUGAAUAAGUCAUAAGUAUUUGUACAAAUUCACUUAUUGUGUAUUAAAGUAGUCAAAUGUUAAAAGUAUUUGGUCCCAUAAUCCUUGCACACAAUGACUACAUCAAGCUUGUGACUCUAAAAACUUGUUGUAUGCAUUUGCCGUUUUUGUGUGUGUUUUGGAGAGAAAAAAAUUGCCCAAUAGGGACUAGAUACAAAAAGUGCUUUAAUUUAUUAACAGUAAAAGAGAUAGCCUAUGCUUGAAAAUACCCUCAAAUAAAAGAUGACAUUCUGUACUGUUGCCUCAUAUGAAACAUGUGUUCUCAAAUCCAAAAUGCUGAGACAAAUAAUAGAAAAAUAGAGACAAAUCAAAAAAAUGCAGCUUCACUGUCCAAAUACAUACGUAUGGAGUGGAGUGUGUAUAUUCACUUCUGAUGCACACACAUCUGUGUAUAUGAUCAGGUAUGUGGAAGCAUAUAUGACUCGCAUGCGUUACAUGCACACACACACACACACACAGAAAUGCACACACACACAGUGAUUAAUUGACUUCCCCUAUCUAGUGUUGCAUUGACAGGAGCUGACCAUUUCGACCACCAGUGUGGAAUUGAGUAAAAUAGUCUCAGAAUGCAGACUGUAAAUCGAACACUUCGAGCUUGGCUGCGAGGCCUCCCGCCUCCCUUCUUCGCUCCGAGAUGGAUUUCCAAUACGGCUGAAGACACAAAACGAGAAAAGUCAUGAAUAUAUUGAUCGGAGCUGAUAAUACACGCAACAUCACGAACAUCAUCCAGUAUGGUGUGUGUGUGUGUGUGUAAAGAUAAGGAUCAUGUUGUUGUUAGUUUUACCCACAUGGCCCCUGGCUACAGCUAUGGGGGGGUCCCUAACACAUAGGAUAUCAAUGAUGAGGCUUAUGGCAGACAGAAACAGUAUUUUUCCAGACCUUAUGGCGGAUGAUAGAGCAUCAUCAUGUUCCACUAAUGAUCCCAGACAUCCUGUGUAUAAACCCUCAACUGUUGGCGGGACUACUAUAGGAUUACUAUUCCUAUAUUCACUUUACAUUCAAUUGAUAACAUAGCAAUUUAAAAUGGGUGUCAAAUGCAUACACAGAGAUGGAGCUUAAGAUCAUACUGGUUAUUUGUAUAUAGAUGAGUCUUCUUUUCUUCAAAGGUAAAGCAGACGGUUUGUUUACAGGGUGGAUAUGGACAUUGAGGAUUCAUCUUGUACUCUGUACAGAACUAGUUUCACAUUUUCAAAUAUAUGCUACCGUAGAGUGUCUUCAAUGGAAAUGUGCAUCUUUGUGUGUUUUAUUGAAUGUACCAUACAUUACUAAUUGUAAAUGCAAUCCAAAUAUGCAGGUUCAGGUUGAUGCUGUCGGUCAAAGAUGUUAUGCAAACACUUGACAAAGUGGCAACGAGAAUCUAUAAUGUUUCACUUGUGUUAUCGAUCAGAAUGGAUUUCAUGGCAUUUUCAGUGUGGCGACAUUAUUAUCUUGUCAUACCAUAACAAAAUACAACUAUCUUUACAUCAAUGUAAAUGCCCUGCCUAGACAAUACCAUGAAAAACAGAUCCUCGUGACACGCAUCUGUAGUUAUAGCAUCAUACAUGUACCUAAUGUAAGUAGUUGUAUAUGUUACAGGACUUCAGAGGAGGGCUCUAUUGUAACAAGUAGUUGUAUUAGGAAAACCACAGAAUAAACCACUGCUGCAGCAGGGAUGAUACUGCUACUCCAUGUGUGUGCAUUAAUGUUACAACACAGUAUACCGGUGUGUGUCGAGUCUCAGGUCCAACUACAGGACAGAGCUUUGGGCUUGAUCUAGAGACAGAACACUGGUUAUUAUCAAACUGCAUCAGUCAGAUGAAAACAUUAUUCCUGUAUUAUACCUUAACGGACAGUAUUGCAACAAUGAUCUACCAUCUCAUUUACACCAACGUAAUGUACAGAUUAGUUUGUGUGUGAGUGUACAUGACCUCUCUCUGUGUCAGGCUGCAUUCUGCUGUGUUCCCUGGCAGUAAACAAUGUUAAAUAACUUACUGUUGAAAAAGAGACCUGAUUUUUGUUUUUGAACAGUAUCAAUUGAUUGUUGUCACUGUACCUUGCAAGCUGAGCUGUGUGUGUAUAUUUUAUGUAUAAUACUAAAAACUCAUUCCUAAGACUAUAUAUAAGACCUACAAUAAACCAAUGUGAAGACG